CAUAGUGCAGAUUUAUGUGAUUAUGCUCACAUCAAUCUGCGUCCUCUACAGCUAACCUCCGUGAAACAGUUUCUUGCAACCGAGUACGCUCACUUGGAAGAAUUUGUGCCACAAAGGAUAGACGUUUUGGACACCUGACCAAAAGCCCCAGCAGGAGACAGGAUGGCCACAUUUGUUGAAUAGCCGCAAUUUAGUGGAUACAGGUCGAACGAUUCCUCCUUCAAGACCUCCCGACCUCUUCUCGGAUAUGUGGGGAGUCGUGUCCGAAGCAGACGAGUCACAACAGUUACUUGUGAUGGAAGUGAGGUGAUGGCUGUCCCAAGCGGCUACUUAUGCUGCUGCUGAGCGUCGUUCAUUUCCAGAAUUGGGUGUUGCAGAACACCCCGUCUCGAGUGCUCGCUCCUGGAUCUGUAUAGAUUCGAGUGCCUCAUGAAGCAGAAUAACCCAUCUCCAGUGCUCGUUCCUGGAUCUGUGUAGAAUCGAGUACCUCAUGAAGCAGAAUACCCCAUCUCGAGUGCUCGUUCCCGGAUCUGUAUAGAAUCGACCCACUUCAUAAAACGGUUGCUAUGGAAGGUCGCAUGUAUGUUCUUGCGAGUUUUUCCCAUCAUGCGACAGCAUAGAGUUGAUUUGGAAAGGACUAGGUCAAGCUCUGCCUGACAGGCAUUGCGUUUGGUCUCGCUAAAAUACUUGUGGAAUCUUCGUUCAAUACUCUAGAAAAUACCAAUUGUUGCUCUGUGAAACAAAUUCUUCUUCAUGAGCUUUGACGACCAAUCGGGCCCGAGGAAGCAUCUUCCGUCACCGACCGAUCAUCGUCGAGUGUUGUUCGUCCGAAGCUCCGGGAUUCGUUGCGGACAAGAAGAGCCCCAAGUUCAUUCACCUGAUGCAGAAUGGCUCCGACUUCCCAUUAGCCGUAAGGGUUUUGAUUUAGGUUGACCACACUCUGUAAAGCUUCGCUCUCACACGGAAGAAGAUCACCAAGAUGAUGGAUACUCCGAAACUGUUGCUGCUGGUGCUCAUAGGAGCUGGAUGGUGCGGGGUCCUUGUAACAUGUGAAUUCACAUUCGGUACAGACGCAUCUCCUUUUCUCUGCAACGAAGAGGACAGCUUGUGGUGUGCGGGCGACGCGAACGUCGGUUCCAACGGAGUUUUGAACUUUACGCCAGAUGACAAGAUGAAGCCUCAAGAAUACGUCCAAACGGCGGGUAUGGCUCUCGUCUCGUCUCCUAUCGACAUGCGAGGGAAGUCCUUCCGCACACACUUCACUUUCAGAAUCGAGCGCAUGUACCCGCUUGGACCUGGAGACGGCUUGGCCUUUGUGAUGCUCGGUAGUAAGGUAAAAGGCUGUGCAGGUCGGAAUUUCGGCGCCUACGACUGUUCCGGGUGGCAGAUCGUCCAGAUGGUCGCCGUCGAGUUUGAUACAUAUCAAAAUAUCGAUAUUGGGGACAUAAAUGCAAAUCACGUGGGCGUGGACUUUCAGUCUAUCAGGUCGAAGAUCUCCAGAGAUGCUUCUGAAGGUGGCAUUUCACUUGCCGGAGGUGAAGUCAUUCACGCCUGGAUCGACUACAGUGCAGUUUACGGGCAGCUGGAAGUUAGGAUUAGGCUUGACGGAAGAAAACCCAGGGACCCAUUCCUCAGCUACUCGGUAGCACUUUCUGACAUCUUCAGUGGGCCGGUGUACGUAGGCUUCGCGGGAUCCAAUGGAGUCUACUAUUGUCAGAGUUUUUACUCCAUCUUGUACUGGACCUUCCGGACUUUCUGGGAAUUUCCACCGUUGAAUUUACUUCGAGCAAUCAUCAGUCUUGUGGUGCUUUUUGUAUUCGUCAUUUUUAACAAAGUACCAAGAGAGAACCCACUCUCUGACCGGCUUCCACCUGAAGACAGUCCAGCAGUCUCACCUCGUGAAUUCAGUUUCAGAAAGCUGAAGUUUGAUACCCAUGGUUUCAUCCACUGGAUCCGAAUCAACAAAUCCGUGUCGAUCUAUAAAGGUACGCUUCGGAUGAGGAUUGGACCAUUAUGGUCUUCGUCGUUCGGAUAGAAGAAGUUCGAUGUGGCCGUGACGGCAUGGAAGACC
Molecule: messenger RNA, 2071 nt
Organism: Marchantia polymorpha subsp. ruderalis
Lineage: Eukaryota; Viridiplantae; Streptophyta; Marchantiopsida; Marchantiales; Marchantiaceae
Source: the annotation of a GenBank genome assembly